Molecule: messenger RNA, 765 nt
Organism: Plasmodium falciparum 3D7
Lineage: Eukaryota; Apicomplexa; Aconoidasida; Haemosporida; Plasmodiidae
Product: putative dynein attachment factor-domain containing protein
Exons: 2
Coding region: 1-765 (254 amino acids)
Source: RefSeq, a predicted model, not a curated record
AUGAAUCCUCCUAAUUUUAUAAAUUCCGAUAUUUCAUUCGAUAUGAAGAAAGUUAGAAAAGACUUCAUAAAAAGUAUAAUACAAGAUGAAGAAUAUAAAAAGAAAGAUGAUAAAAAAAAAGAAAUUGUUAAAACUUGUAAGAGUUAUAAAGAUUUCUGUGAUAUUGUAAAUGCCGUAAAUAUGAAACCUAUAAAAAAAUAUGAACCAAAAAUAACAUAUGAAGAUUAUAUUCAAAUGCAUUUUUCUUCAUCAAGUUGUAAAUUAGAUACAUUCCAAAAAAAAAAUGAAAACAUUAAAAACUUUUUUAUGAUCAAUAAUUAUAAAGUUAAUCGUAAACAAGAUAUUUCUUCUUCAAAUAAUUUAUCUCAUAAAAAAGUUUUUAAUGAAAUAAAAGACCUCACACAUGUUAUUAAAACAUAUAAAGAUAAUUAUUAUGAAUACAUAAGAAAAAAUUACAACUGUGAUGAUAUAAUAAAUAUAAUAUCUUUAAUUAAAAAUCAUUGGGAUAUCUUCAUAGGGAAAAAAGAAAAUAUGUUCGAAGGAUAUUUACAUGAUCCACAGUUUAUAAUUAAUUUAAUUAACUUUCUUUUUUAUAUAUUUAAUUAUUGGACCAAGAGAGACUUCUCUCUUUAUUUUACUCAUGACGAAUUAAAUGAAAUUAAUUCUAAACUUCAUUUUAUAAAGGGAAAUAUAGAAAAAGAAACAUGGCUUAAUGACGAUACCUUAAAUAACCGUUGGAACUAUAUAAAGAAAACUACUUUAUAA